CUCCAGGACGGUAGGUGGCGGUAUGUCAGCGACCGGCCAGUUGAACCGAGAGAAGAAGAAGAAGGAAGUUCCCGUUCGUCACACUAGCGCGAAAUGUCGAAGAUGUUGAAAUCAUGGCUGGAACAUCUUCCAAGUCUAAACUUAAACGAAAUAAGCCGCCUGUCAAAGAUGUCCAGCCGGGAAUGGGUUCGCGGGGAACACUGAAGAGGAGUCACACAGCACUGUUCUCCAGCGGGAGCACAGCAGAGACUGGGAGGUCAGUGUGGUGGACCAGCGAGCAGCUGCCGGCUGUGGAGAGUCUCUGGGCGCUGUGUGCUCUACCGUGUCUGGAGAAUCAGCACCGGGACCUGGUUCCUGAUCUUCCACAUCCAUCUACAGCGAGACCCACAGCACUGAAGUCCGGUGAACAGCGGUGGUGUGACCUCAGCGAAGACGUCGCUCCCUUCCCCGAACCCUCUCCACCUUCUCCGAGGACUUGGUCCGGUCCCAGCCCCUCCCCGCGGGAGCUCUCGGUGCAGACGGAACCCGUCCCGGGCCCGGCGGACAGACAGCUGUCCUCUCGCAGCGGCCAAGGACCGCGGCCGUCCCUCCACGGCCGGGAGGGGCCGGCAGCUGGACCCUCGAGGGCGGGGGGGGGCGAGGGGGGGAGAGGACGACAGACCGGACCGGUCGACAGACAGCUUCUCACGGACCGGGCGAAAGUGUCUGACAGCAGAGUUCCUCUGCAGAGGAAGGGGGAGGAUAGAGAGGAAGAGGAGGGGCAGAGGGAGGGGGAGGAUGAAGAGGAAGAGAAAGAGGAGGGGCAGAGUAGCGUCGGAGGAGAUGGAGGAGCAGCAGGAGGGGCCAGGCUUCAAAGCUGCCCCAUGUGCCUGCUGGACUUCCCUGUUGGGUUCACCCAGAUGGACUGUGACGGCCACCUGGCCCAGUGUCUGUCUGAGGUGAACGUGGACAUGACCUGGUGAGGCCGACGGGAUACUGGCUGGCUGCUGUCCAGGCUUGAAUGACUUGAAAGCAUUACCAGAUGCAGAAUGAAGAGGAGCGAACGAGGAAGGGACAGAGGAGAGGAGGGAGUGAAGUGGGAGAAACAGAACAAGAGUGAGGCAAAGAAAGCAGCAGGAUAUCUAGACAACAUUUGAACUGCUUGUAUUUGAAAAACAAAUACUUGCAUUUUGUACCAAUAUCAAACUAAGAAAUGAUUUCUAAGAGACUUGAACAGCUAUUAGCAAUCUAAGAAAUAACUGUAACCAUCUAAAAUGUUAGUGUCGUUAGUUACGGGAUGUUUUAGUACUUCUAGUGUGACUAAGCUGUUGUAGUUAUUGGAAAUGAAAGAAAUUAAGGGAAGAAAGAAUAAAGAAAGAAUAAUUAAUGACUUAGUUUCCCAAAAUACAGCACCUUCAGUGCUACAGUAGGAUAAGCAACAGGUUCAUUAGGGUCCUAGCCACCACAUUCAAGUCCCUAAAAGCAACCACCAAGGACCAAGGCUACAGAAAAAGAAAAGUACUGGCUAAGGCUGCCAUUUUGAGCCAGGGAGCUGGCAUAGAAAGAAAAUACUAAAGCCUCUCUCCCCCUCCCAUUACCAUGCUGGCAAGGCCCCCCAGAAAAUCUGGCUUUUAAUGUCGCAAUGUAAAUCUCUAACAUGGAGGGUUUACCCUUCUCUCUCCCUACACGGCUCUCACUUCUCUUUCUUCUUGUGCCAAGCCCAUCACGAGUGGGAGAGAGGGUAGACUGGAGAGCUUUUUGCAUCACCCCCACUCCCGGAGCAGGAGUGGGCGACAUCAGCCCCUCUCCUUGGUAACAGAGGGAAGAGAAAGAGGUGGGGAGAUAAAGUGCGAGACGCAGGGAGGGAGGCAUGCGUUUCCGUUUGAUGUGCCAUGGUGUUUGAUGCCAGGUUGCUAUCUCCACUACUGAACUGGCAGUGUGCUCUCCACCCCUGUUCUCCCACUCAUCUUCCUCGACUCCCUCCCCCCCUGCACUGUACCACCACCAAACGCUUCCACACUUGGCUCCCUAAAAGUCUGUCACGGACCCCCGUCGUCAAACACUGUCACAAAUGAGCUGGGAUAGACUUCAGAGCCGUCUUGUUGCAGCCCUUUAAUGAGCUACGAGGCUCCCCCACUCCGAGACUGGUUUAAAGUCGAGUGUCUAGUGAACAGCAGAGGUGUACAGCACCUUCAAACUGAGGGAGAGCCAUGCUAGCUACCCAAAGACAUCUGUCAUGGGUACAGAGCAUGAUGGGCAUUUAAUAAGGCUCCAAUUAACACUGGGAGCUCUUGUUGCUCCGUGCCCUGCCAUUUCACAAUGAUGUUGUAAAUGCUGUACAUGCUCAAAAGUCCCAAGUUGCACAAGCAGGAAAUAAGCCACAAUGGUGUUGAUGUCAGUCUCCAAGUACAACCUUGCUGAACAUACUAAUCACUGCUUGAAUGGCACCAUUUAUUUUGAAGAUACAAUCCUCAUUUUGCUUUAUUUUACAGUAUAAAGUCAAGAAUGAUGAUGAUGUCAAUGAAGAAUUGUUGCGCACCAGCAUGAUCUACUGUUCUCGUAUGGAGAGAGCAAAGAUGUUGAAACUUGCAGCAGCACUACCUCAUAUGCUAUGUGC
Molecule: messenger RNA, 2596 nt
Organism: Sander lucioperca (pikeperch)
Lineage: Eukaryota; Metazoa; Chordata; Actinopteri; Perciformes; Percidae
Product: Fanconi anemia core complex-associated protein 20
Exons: 5
Coding region: 114-962 (282 amino acids)
Molecular function (GO): ubiquitin binding
Source: RefSeq, a predicted model, not a curated record